GGAUUGGAAACAAGAACGGUCCCCCAAGCUGUACCGUUGCCCUUUUAAAGCCCCUCCCUUUCUCCUCCCGUGCACGCUUCGCAGUGCUUUGAUGGAUUGAACUGCAGUUGCUGCGUUGGAAGCUGUUUGGGGGAGGUCCGAUUGGGGCUUCCUCCCAGGCAGAUCGCAGGGGAAGGGAGCCUCCCUCACCCCAGAAAGUGGGCCGAAAACGGGGGCGCCACUUCCCGCCUGAAAAAUGAAUGAGUCCGCAGGGAAGGAGGCAGUUCUUCUCUCGACCACCUUGUCUGAGAAGCUGAUCCAGGAAAAACCCCAGCUCUUUUUCUAGCCAGGCGAAAAAUAGAAACGAUUUGCACACAGAUCCAGCUUUGUUCUGCGUCUCUGUACAACCUGACCACACCUCGAAGUUGCCUUUGCUGCUCGAUCCUGAUUCCAGGCGGCGCGAUCAGGGCGAUCGCGGGCUGCUUCAGCUGAUCUCCGUUUGUUCCCCCAUCCCCUCCGCUGUCUCGCUCGCGCUCUCUUGCAAGAUCCGGAUUGCUCUUGAUCUCCGCGGCGUAUCUGGGAUGGCUUCUGCGGGUGAGUGUGCAUUUUAAAUCGCACCCCAGUCAGGAUCUAAUAGCGACUACAAGGAAAGGGGCUUACACGGAAUCAGCAAAGUUUUUUCUGCUGCUGAGUCACCAUCAACACCAUGGGUAACAUUUCCUCCAAUAUCUCUGCUUUCCAGUCCCUGCACAUUGUCAUGCUGGGUCUGGAUUCUGCAGGCAAAACCACGGUGCUCUACAGGCUCAAAUUCAAUGAAUUUGUCAACACGGUGCCGACCAUUGGCUUCAACACUGAAAAGAUCAAGCUAAGCAAUGGAACUGCUAAGGGUAUCAGCUGCCAUUUUUGGGAUGUAGGUGGGCAAGAGAAACUGAGGCCCCUGUGGAAGUCUUACAGUCGUUGCACUGAUGGCAUCAUUUAUGUGGUGGACUCUGUUGACGUGGACAGGCUAGAAGAAGCCAAGACAGAGCUACACAAAGUCACCAAGUUUGCAGAGAAUCAGGGCACUCCCUUGUUAGUGAUUGCCAACAAGCAAGAUCUGCCAAAGUCUUUGCCUGUGGCAGAAAUAGAAAAACAGCUGGCUCUGCAUGAGCUAACUCCAUCCACCACUUACCAUAUCCAACCAGCCUGUGCAAUCAUUGGUGAGGGGCUCACUGAAGGUAUGGACAAACUCUAUGAGAUGAUCCUCAAGCGCAGAAAAUCCUUAAAGCAGAAAAGGAAACGAUAGACAAGGAAUUGCAUCCCAUUAGAUCAGUUUGACUUGCUGGCUUGAUAUAUCAGUUAAAAAACAGCAGAUGCCAGCGUUUAUAUUAUUUUCCAUAGUAUCACAGAGUCUUUCAAUAUGCUUAUCUUCUACAAGAUCAGAUGAUAAUAUUGUGCUGGCUACCACUUGGGAUGCUGGUCAGAUCUGUGCAUGCCAGCCUAUCACUUCCCUCCCAUUCCCAGGCCCCAUGAGCCAGUGUGAUAAGAGAAGGCCUCUUUGUGACAUUCUAGCAGGACUAGAAGGAAGACAAGCAGAACCUCAUCCUGUCAGCUGCUUCUGUCUGUGUGAACUACUAAUAUACAAGAGGUUCCCCCUUGUUCUCUGGACAAUUUCUGUUCAAAAAAAAGUAUAUAAUGGGAGAAACUACACUGGGAGAGAAAAAUCAUAAAGCUUGAUAUGACAGGGCAGGUCCCUGUUCCAUUUGGAUUAAGAUUUGUGCUGCCGUCUCAGGAUCUUACUACAUGGUGACGUGUGCAUGAACUAGAGUUAAGAAAUAUUGCUCGAUGGGAAAAAUGCUGUGAUUGAGGGGAAAUGUGCAUUAAAAAAUACUGCUUCGAUACAUAUUGCUUAUGGAUGGCUCUUUGAACCACUUCUGGAAAACUAUUUCUCAGCCUUACAACUAACUUACCAAGGCAUUUAUGGUCUUGUUGUGUGUGGUUAUUACCAAGAUCAGCAAAAUAUAUGAAAUCAGUGAACAAAUGAGGCAGGGCUACUUCCUGCAGUAAUUUUUAUGUGUUUGGAGGGAAGUAACGUAUGACACCCUGUCAUUUCAGUUGAAUGUGAGGAUAUACACAGGAGGUGGACUGUUUUGUUUCUUUCUUUUUUCUGUAUUGUCUUUUGGAUGGGUUUCAAAAAUGGGGUAAAGAGGCCUAAGUGUGUUAUCCAUGUAUUCCUAUAUUAAAAAAGAGUUCUGUAAGUUGGUGAUGUGCUGAUGCACUUGAAUUAAAAAAUGUGAGCUGCCUGGAUCAUUUGUGACCAGUAGCUGCUUCUUGGUGCUGCUUUUUAAGCAUUACAUUAGACAAUUUUGUUAUCUUUUCAUAAGUCUACACACUGCAGCAAUAACCACAAAACAACUUUUUAAAAAUUACGACGUUCUUGUAACAUUGAACUGUGGCCGUACUGUGUUUCCAACAUUUAAUCUAAUCAGACUGAAAUAAUCUGACUCAUAAUUCAGUUUAUUACUGUAUAAUUUAGAUGGCUUUCAUGGACCAAAGUAUUGCAGCUGUGAAAAGCAGUGAAGGAAGACUCAGAUUUGGCUGAUUUGGUAUAUGAAAUAUAGAGAAGGGUGUAGAACCAAAUGGACAGUCUGAACUUUCUGCUGGGAAAAAUCCUCAAUCUAAUAAAUUAACUAACCUUCCUUCUUUUUUUUAAUCCAUGGCUCACUGUUGUGAUUGUCAAGAAUAUAGAAAGAGGCAGACAUAUUCACUACAAUAACAUUAAUACUGAUUUUAAAAGUACAGGGAAAAUUGGUAUUUUUAUAAAUACUUGCCGUAAUAAUAAUACAUUCUGUACAUGUCUACCCAGUUGAAUUAUAUUGAGCUGCCUUCUUAUACACAUUUAUUAGGAAUUAAUCCUUUAUAUAAUAAAAGCAAACCUCAUUUAACCUAUAGUAUUUAUUUCUGGAUAAGGAUCAAGCUCUGAGGCUAAAAUCUUAUGCAGGCUUAUUUGGGAGCAAGCCCUACUGAGCAUGGACUUAGUUGUAAUUAAUAAUAAU
Candoia aspera is the source of this 3014-nucleotide messenger RNA. RefSeq names its product ADP ribosylation factor like GTPase 4C (gene ARL4C). The transcript has a single exon. Gene Ontology annotation, biological process: intracellular protein transport; endocytic recycling. Lineage: Eukaryota; Metazoa; Chordata; Lepidosauria; Squamata; Candoiidae. The coding region runs from base 686 to 1264 and encodes 192 amino acids. The record is from RefSeq and is a predicted model, not a curated record. Gene Ontology annotation, cellular component: cytoplasm; plasma membrane. Gene Ontology annotation, molecular function: GTP binding; GTPase activity.